This is a messenger RNA of Bipolaris sorokiniana ND90Pr, 801 nucleotides long. RefSeq lists its product as uncharacterized. NCBI's taxonomy places the organism in Eukaryota, Fungi, Ascomycota, Dothideomycetes, Pleosporales, Pleosporaceae. The record is from RefSeq and is a predicted model, not a curated record. The transcript has a single exon. Bases 1 to 342 code for a protein of 113 amino acids.
AUGGUAAGACAUGUCAUCACCGACCUGACGAGCACGCCUGAAGAAGCCGUCCGUCUCAGCAACACGGAGCUCGAUAAGAGUGUGGCUGGAAAGUCUGUCGCCGACAGUGCUUGGUUGGGCAGGAACUUUUGUAUUGUUGGUAGUACUACUUUGCACUAUCUGGCUAUCCGUAAGCGCGAACUAAGCUUUGAGGAGAAGGAUCACAACAAGGUGGAGCAAUGGAGGGCUCCGCUCAAGAUUGCCGAUUAUUCGCUUGAUACCCAGACUUACACUGGUCCUGCUCACCUGAGCUUGGGCGUUCAGUUGACGCGGUACGCUGCCACGAACAGUAAACAAUCGUAAUCGUAAUACGCACUGAAAGACAGCUUCCGAUGUCACAUAAUUGGGUGUCUUGACCAUCCAACCCUAGAGUAAUGCAAAUGUCCAUCUUAACCUGUUUACGCCUACAACUUCGUAUCUCUCUUCGACAAAACUACGUAGUUAUCUCGAUUCCCCGAUACAACCCACCAUCUCCUGACUCGCCCGCAUGACACAAACACACAAACCGACUCCGUAUCAACUCCCACCAAACCAACCAAAACCCUCGUCAUUCGCAUCACGAACCACUCCCCCACCAUCGCAUCUCGAUUCCACAAAAAAAGGAGAAAGAAGAGCGGAAGAAAACUACUAAAAGCAUCUUCGAUGCAAAAACUAAACUAAACUAAGAAAAAAAACUAAGAAAAAAGAUGACGAUACGAUACUAUAGACAAAUAGUUUACUUUACCCCAACAGCAAGCGCGCCGCGUCGCGUGCCCCCCCCCC